AUGGUUUUUUUCAGGGAUGUACAUCACUUACGACAAGUUUGUAAAAAUUUGACCAAUAGUUUCACCGAUAAAAGGCUCCAAGAUUUCUUUUUCCACCGCUCUUAUCGCCUUUGGUUCAAUGAUCCCACUCAAUAUGUAUACUACUUCUUGAGUUACGCAACCAUUGGUGUUACACUCGUUGUUUGCUUCCACCACCUCAUGGGAAACCCAGACGUUACUGGGAGGAUUAGGCAUCUUCGUUAUCAAAUGCCUGAUAGACACAUGCUUCAUUCUCAUUCUAUUCCAUUUUUCAAUCAUACCUUGAGGAAUUUCUCUCAAAAAUUUACUGCUUCUCUAGUUGAUAAUGAACACGAUUUUACGCAAGAUAAUGAAUAUGCAUUUCGUCAAAAACGACAAAAACACUAUGGAAGGUUCCCUUUCAUAUUCAGCCUUCCUAGAUACUUCGUUGACGCCCCUGGAUACGAAAAUACAUUACACAAAAACGUUGAAAAACGCUAUCAAGAAAUGGGUUACUACUCUACUUAA
Molecule: messenger RNA, 525 nt
Organism: Theileria parva strain Muguga
Lineage: Eukaryota; Apicomplexa; Aconoidasida; Piroplasmida; Theileriidae
Exons: 5
Coding region: 1-525 (174 amino acids)
Source: RefSeq, a predicted model, not a curated record